GUUGAUGUUCAGAUCAGUGUUCGCCGGCCCGCCUAGCUGAACUGACGUGUCGCGACCUCAAUUAAAUAUACGUACUAAAUUACGACUCCGUACAAGAAAUAUUGAGAAAAAACAUUUUUAAAUUCAUUCAUAUUUAAUAUAACAUCAACCGCUGCAUGUUAAACAUCAUAAGAAAAUUUUGCACGAUGAAACCACCGACAAAUGCGGCGCUCCUCCAUGAUGUGGACAUCCCGACAAAGAAAGCGACCUUCGGAAUGGGCUGCUUCUGGUCAAAUGAUUCUCUCUUCGGCGCCACGCCUGGCGUGGUGCGGACACGCGUCGGUUACUCUGGAGGCACAACAAAGAAUCCACAUUAUAGGAGCAUCGGUGACCACACUGAGGUGAUAGAGUUGGACUUCGAUCCAAAGACGGUGUCGUACGAGGAUCUACUGGACAUGUUCUGGGCAAACCACGAGUACGGACUCACGACUAAGCUUAAGAGACAGUAUCAAUCCAUGAUCCUUUACCAUGAUGAAGAACAAAGAGAGGCGGCGGAGAGUUCAUACAAACAGAUGCAAGUCACUUGUAAUGGUCAGCUUCGGACAGAAAUUGCACCGGCUGGCAUCUUCUAUCCUGCAGAAGAUUACCAUCAGAAAUAUAGAUUGCAAGGUCACAAGGACCUCUGUCGCAGCAUCGGUUUGGACUCAACCAAGUUGCAGACCUCCCACCUUGCAGCCAGGCUCAACGGGUACUUGGUGGGAGUUGGAGGGAAGACGCAGUUCGAAAAAGAGGUCGCUCAGUUGGGACUUAGUGAGAAACAAGCGGAAUACGUUAGACGUGAAUUGGAACGCAACGAAGGAGGCGGACUUGCUUGCUAGUUUUUUUUUUAAUUUAACAUAAUAAUGCACAGUAUAAGAUGUCGAUGAUAAAUUUUUAAUUAUUAUAAAAUAGAUUUAUCUUUGCUAUGAAACGUAAAAGGAAUUGAAUUAAAAAAACAUGACUAGUUUGUAUUUGUAUAGUAAAUAGUCCUUUUAUUUUGAAAGAGAUUUUUUUGAUAUUAAAUUCCUUGAAUGUAUACGACAUCUGUGCAUUUUGUAAUCCAUAGACAAUUUUAUUAUUUCUUUAUUUCAUUCCAUUAUAAGUAGUGAAAAGCACGAAUAUGUGCAAUCGUUAAUUUUAAUUUUGUAAAACAUUUAUCUCAUAUAUAAUAUAUUUUUAUUUUGUCAAAAUUACGUAAAAAAAUUCAGUAAUACGGAUAAGAAAAAUAUUGUGGUUUAAACACUAAGCUAAAUAAAUUACUUAUGUACUCUUCAUCUAGGUACCUAAUCUUUGUUAGAAAAAUUUCAUUAUA
This is a messenger RNA of Papilio xuthus (Asian swallowtail), 1330 nucleotides long. The record is from RefSeq and is a predicted model, not a curated record. NCBI's taxonomy places the organism in Eukaryota, Metazoa, Arthropoda, Insecta, Lepidoptera, Papilionidae.